This is a messenger RNA of Callorhinus ursinus (northern fur seal), 3823 nucleotides long. The record is from RefSeq and is a predicted model, not a curated record. NCBI's taxonomy places the organism in Eukaryota, Metazoa, Chordata, Mammalia, Carnivora, Otariidae.
GCGCCCCGCGCCGCGCCGUGGCAGCCCAACUCCGGCUAGCUUGGAGGGAAUCUUCGGGAGCCUCCCUUCACCCCCACUUCUGGGGUCACUGCCAAUCAGGCAGUCCAGGUUCAGAUGCUCUUUGUCGGGUGGUCCCACUGCCCACUCCUUCCCUAACUAGGGGCUCAUGCCCCAGAACCCUCAGGAGAAGAGCCAAGCCUACCCCCGUUGCCGCCCUGGGAGCCGCGCAAACCGUAAGAGCCCCAAGGUCAUCGCAGCUGCAGCUAUGUACACCUUCUUGCCUGAUAACUUCUCGCCGGCCAAGCCCAAGCCCUCCAAAGAGCUGAAACCGCUCCUAGGCUCCGCGGUCCUGGGGUUGCUGCUGGUGUUGGCCGCAGUGGUGGCCUGGUGCUACUACAGCGCCUCUCUACGCAAAGCGGAACGCCUGCGCGCGGAGCUGCUGGACCUCAACCGAGGCGGCUUCUCCAUCCGCAACCAGAAGGGCGAGCAGGUCUUCCGCCUGGCCUUCCGCUCAGGCGCACUGGACCUCGACUCCUGCAGUCGCGACGGCGCGGUCCUUGGUUGUUCUCGCACAGCCGAUGGGCGCCCCCUGCAUUUCUUCAUCCAGACUGUGAGGCCCAAGGAUACGGUCAUGUGCUACCGCGUGCGCUGGGAGGAGGCAGCUCCAGGGCGCGAGGUGGAACACGCUAUGUUCCUGGGCGAUGCAGCGGCACACUGGUACGGUGGUGCUGAGAUGAGGACCCAGCACUGGCCCAUCCGCCUGGACGGCCAGCAGGAGCCUCAGCCCUUCGUCACCAGCGAUGUCUACUCCUCCGGCGCUGCAUUUGGAGGCAUCCUCGAGCGCUACUGGCUGUCAUCGCGUGCAGCUGCCAUCAAGGUCAACGACUCCGUGCCCUUCCACCUGGGCUGGAACAGCACGGAGCGCUCGCUGCGGCUGCAGGCACGCUACCACAACACGCCCUACAAGCCACCUGCGGGCCGCCCUGCCGUGCCAGAGCUCAGCUACCGCGUGUGUGUCGGCUCCGACGUCACUUCCAUCCACAAAUACAUGGUGCGGCGCUAUUUCAACAAGCCCUCGAGGGUGCCAGCACCCGAGGCCUUCCGGGACCCCAUCUGGUCCACGUGGGUGCUGUACGGGCGUGCCGUGGACCAGGACAAAGUGCAGCGUUUCGCCCAGCAGAUACGCCAGCACCGAUUCAACAGCAGCCACUUGGAAAUAGACGAUAUGUACACCCCUGCCUAUGGAGACUUCGACUUCGACGAGACCAAGUUCCCCAAUGCCAGCGACAUGUUCCGCCGUCUGCGUGAUGCCGGCUUUCGCGUCACGCUCUGGGUUCACCCGUUUGUCAACUACAACUCAUCGUGCUUUGGUGAGGGAGUGGAACGCGAGCUGUUCGUGCGCGAACCCACAGGCCGGCUGCCCGCACUCGUGCGCUGGUGGAACGGCAUCGGCGCGGUGCUCGACUUCACACGCCCGGAGGCUCGAGACUGGUUCCAGGGGCACCUGCGGCGGCUGCGCUCACGCUACGCUGUGGCCUCCUUCAAGUUUGAUGCAGGCGAAGUCAGCUAUUUGCCGCGGGACUUCAGCACCUACAGGCCGCUGUCCGACCCCAGCAUAUGGAGCCGACGCUACACUGAAAUGGCACUGCCCUUCUUCUCCCUGGCGGAGGUCCGCGUGGGCUACCAGUCACAGAACAUCUCAUGCUUCUUCCGCCUAGUGGACCGCGACUCGGUGUGGGGCUAUGAUCUGGGGCUGCGCUCACUCAUACCCGCCGUGCUCACCGUCAGCAUGCUGGGCUACCCAUUCAUCCUGCCCGAUAUGGUGGGUGGCAACGCAGUGUCUGAGCGCACAGCGGGCGGUGGCGAGGUGCCCGAGCGCGAGCUCUACGUGCGCUGGCUGGAGGUGGCCGCCUUCAUGCCCGCUAUGCAGUUCUCAGUCCCGCCCUGGCAAUAUGAUGCCGAAGUGGUGGCUAUCGCGCACAAGUUUGCCGCACUGAGGGCCUCGCUCGUAGCGCCGCUAUUGCUGGAGCUGGCUGGUGAGGUCACUGACACAGGCGACCCCAUCGUGCGCCCCCUCUGGUGGAUUGCGCCCGGUGACGAGACGGCACAUCGCAUCGACUCGCAGUUCCUUAUCGGAGACACGCUGCUGGUGGCACCAGUCCUGGAGCCCGGCAAGCAGGAGCGAGACGUCUACCUGCCUGCAGGCAAGUGGCGCAGCUACAAGGGCGAGCUUUUUGACAAAACCCCAGUGCUGCUCACCGAUUACCCCGUCGACCUGGACGAGGUCGCCUACUUCGUCUGGGCAUCCUGACCCAGCCCAGGACCCAGGAACCCCACAGCCCUAACCUCUGCCUUCAUGCAGGCCUUUCACCCUCCAUCACAACCACAUCGUGUAUCCCCAGGACGUCUCCACCUCUGCACCACCCACUAAGUGGGUGCCGACAUAAAUGUGCCCAACCAGCCGGGGUAGGGCCAGGUGAGGGGGCGCUAAAGCAACUUCCCUUUCUAACGCACAAUCCGAAAGACUGUUCCCCUCCACACUCACUCCAGUCUGCCAACUGGAGUGAGGUGGAAGAGAACUUGGAAGGAAAAGGUCAGCUCUCUUCCUGUUACACAUGAUUGUGUUUUAAAAGCACAAAAAGAAACCUUACCCUCCAUCCUGACCUGAAUGGCCAUCUUUGCCCUUCUGAGGUGGGGACUUGAUCCUCUUUAAGGUCCCAAAAUAGCCCCCUGCCACACUUAGAAGGGCACAUUCUUGAUGUUGGAAGCCAGGUCCAGAGUUCCCAGCACUGGCUUGAAGUAUGGCUGACCUGGUCCCACCCCAGCUAGGAAGAUGGGAUGGAGGUGUCGGGGCAACUGACAAGGAGAAAGGAGGUUCCAUCCCAGAGGACAGGAAGACUGGGCAGAGCGCGGAGCCAUCAAUGUUGUCCCUCAUUUGUGAAGAGACUCCUAACACUGCACUUACCGGUCCAUGUAAACACAUGGACUCAGCCAUGGGCCAGGGCUAUGGCCUAUGGGCAAGGACUUGCAAGGCCGUGCAGGCCAGACUUGGUGCCUUAACUCAAGAACCUUUGUGUGUGUGUGUGUGUGUGUGUGUAGAGAGAGAGAGAGGCACCAUGUGUCCCUGAAUCUACGGAAUGAACACAACACUUCUGAAGCUGGAUAAGCCAGGAAAGAGGGGGCAGGGAGCAAAUUGGAGGUUUUGAUUGUUGAGCUGGCCCCUCCUGUUUGAUGUCCCUGGGAAUCUAGUAGGAAAUAAACAGCCCUUUCAAGAUCUCUCAGCUGCUUCACUCCCUGUAUACGUGGCAGGAGUGUAGCCUAAACGGGAGCACUGUUCUUAUUCUGAUGGUGGUGUGCUUUGGCACAUGAGCUCUGUGGGCACAUCAGCACCUGUAAAUACACAUACAGGGUAAGGUCUUUCAUUUCAGCCAUUUUCUCUUUCUAAGAAGAGCAACCUCAGCCAGAGUGAGUUGUUGCUGACUUUGCAGCUGAGUCUGAGGAAGAAAUGGCUUGCCAAAGUGGGGAGGUGGGAAACAGGGCAGGGCUCAGCUUCCCUCAACCCCUAAAGAAUGCAUCCUUUUGCCCACUCCUCCACCCCCUCUAUUUCCCCUAUGUGAAAAAUGCCUAAUGAAAGUUUUGGGGCACUCUCGGAUGUCCAUGUUGAGUGCUGAUUCUACCACUCUUGUCCAUAAGCUGUUUGAUUUUAAGUGAGCUGCUUAACCUUGUUGAGCCUGUUUCCUCAUAUGUAAAAUGGUGAUGAUAAUGCCUACCUCCCAGGUUGUUGUGGGAAUUAUAAGCAAAGAUGUGUGUAAAGUGCCUGGCA